AUGAACUUCUGCAAUGACCGCGAAGAUGCGACAUCCCUUGCUCUCACGGCAGUCUCUUCUCUCCUGAAGAAGUACAACAUCGAGCCCAAGUCCAUUGGCCGCCUCGAGGUCGGUACGGAGUCCCUGAUCGACAAGGCAAAGUCCAUCAAGACUGUGUUGACCCAGCUGUUUGAGCCUGCCGGGAACACAAGCCUGGAGGGUAUCGACACCGUCAAUGCGUGCUACGGAGGCACAAGUGCUCUUUUCAAUGCCGUUAAUUGGGUCGAGUCUCGCUCAUGGGACGGCCGCGACGCAAUCGUAGUGGCAUCGGACAUUGCGCUCUAUAAGGAGGCCUCUUCCCGGCCGACCGGCGGCGCCGGCUGUGUCGCCAUGCUCGUGGGCCCCGAUGCGGUGCUCUCCCUGGAUCCAACGCUCAAGGGCACCUUCAUGACACACGCCUACGACUUCUACAAGCCCGACCUCAAGGCAGAAUUUCCCGUGGUCAACGGACACGAGUCUCUUCGAUGCUACACCUCAGCGCUUGAUGGCUGCUACAACCGUCUCCGGGAGAGAGUCGAGGAGGCCAAUGUGAAGGCGAACGGCCACGGGCCCAAAACUGACACGCGCAGCCUUUUGGACAUCUUCGACUACAUGGCGUUCCAUACCCCUAAUUGCAAGCUGGUCAGCAAGUCUUACGGACGUCUGCUGUACAACGACUACAAGCUGGGUGGUAACGAGGACACCUGGGGGAAGGUCCCUGCCGAGCUCCGCGAGCUGAGCUAUGAGGACUCCCUAAAGAGCAAGGAGCUGGAAAAGCUGUUUGUCGCUUUGUCCAAGGAUCGUUUUAAGUCGCGAGUCGAGCCGUGUAUUGCCGCUCCCACGCAAUGCGGCAACAUGUACACCGCCAGUCUGUACUGCUCCCUUAUCAGCUUGAUCAGCAACAUCGACCUGAAGACUUCAGUGGGGAAGACGAUUGGCAUGUUCAGCUACGGCAGCGGAAUCGCCAGUACUUUGUUUGCGGUCAAGGUGACAGGUGAUCUUACUGAAUUAGUACAAAAGAUUGAUUUGAUGAACCGAUUGAGUCAGCGCAAGAUCUCUACUCCUGAAGAAUAUGAAGAGGUAAUCAACUGUGCCUAA
Molecule: messenger RNA, 1116 nt
Organism: Colletotrichum truncatum
Lineage: Eukaryota; Fungi; Ascomycota; Sordariomycetes; Glomerellales; Glomerellaceae
Product: hydroxymethylglutaryl synthase
Biological process (GO): ergosterol biosynthetic process; acetyl-CoA metabolic process
Molecular function (GO): hydroxymethylglutaryl-CoA synthase activity
Source: RefSeq, a predicted model, not a curated record